This is a messenger RNA of Dentiscutata heterogama, 123 nucleotides long. The record is from the annotation of a GenBank genome assembly. Lineage: Eukaryota; Fungi; Glomeromycota; Glomeromycetes; Diversisporales; Gigasporaceae.
ACAACUUCCAACCAAGAAGAGAUUAAUAAUGCUAUUAAAGAAGUUAACAAAAGACAAGAGACAAGUAUUCCUUUAAUUGAAAAUAUGACAGAUACAGAAGUAUUUGAUGAUAUUAAGGGCUAG